Messenger RNA from Protomyces lactucae-debilis, 876 nucleotides. RefSeq names its product vacuolar ATP synthase subunit S1-domain-containing protein. NCBI's taxonomy places the organism in Eukaryota, Fungi, Ascomycota, Taphrinomycetes, Taphrinales, Protomycetaceae. The transcript is spliced from 3 exons. The coding region runs from base 34 to 831 and encodes 265 amino acids. Gene Ontology annotation, cellular component: endoplasmic reticulum membrane. The record is from RefSeq and is a predicted model, not a curated record. Gene Ontology annotation, biological process: fungal-type cell wall biogenesis; (1->6)-beta-D-glucan biosynthetic process.
CGACAGCUGAACGCAACAAGACAACCCACAACGAUGAGGCUCUUGCGCUUGGCCGCCGUGUUUGCCUCUGUCUUCGCAUUCGAGGACACGUCGCCCUACAUUUUUGCUUCCACCUCUCAGCACCCAAUCAACCAGCACACCGGCUCAACCCUUUCAUCUGGCUCGUUCCGGCAGUCUGUGCUUGCUGCGCUGACAUGUGAAGCGCCAACGACCAUCAUUGCAGUACAGCCCUCAAUUCACGCUUCUGACUUUACGCACGACGCAGCGCCGCUCUUCAAGCAGACAGUUGAGUCGGCUGGUACGAAGCUGGUGGUGCCGUAUGGUCACGGAGAGGUUGACGUAGAGGAACUUGUGCUUCACAUUGCAGGCCAGUGUAAUGCGUUGAUUGAGCGAAUCACUGCCGGGCAUGGGUCGCAUCCCAUGUACACGGAUGAUGGUAUUCCACGCGUGCUGGUGGUGACCUUCCCUACAGUCCCAGAGAAGCAAGGACGUUUGGAAGCUUUGAACGAGCAUGAUGCGUUCUUGCACUCACUCAUUGCGUCUGUCCCAAGGCAGCAGUAUAACCUCAUCUACGUGUCGACGCCUGCUGCACCGUCCAAGGCGACUUACCGACGAGCUGUGCCAGACUUGUCUGCAUACAAGAGUCACAGCAACAGCACAGGUGGUCUCUUCUCACACUAUCAAUUCUUCACGCCGGGCAUCUUUAUGGGUUACAUGGCGCUCUUGUUGCUCGUGCCCAUCCUGAUUGUAGGCAUCAAGGCCAUCAGCUCACUGCAAAUCUCAUAUGGCGCUUUUGCUCCACCGAUGAAGGUCGGCAACAAGCAACAGUAGACAAUAGACAAGUUUUGAAAAUGAUGCUAUACAAGGAUUACUGAU